Arachis ipaensis is the source of this 1373-nucleotide messenger RNA. Its product is annotated as alpha amino-terminal protein methyltransferase. Gene Ontology annotation, biological process: N-terminal protein amino acid methylation. NCBI's taxonomy places the organism in Eukaryota, Viridiplantae, Streptophyta, Magnoliopsida, Fabales, Fabaceae. The record is from RefSeq and is a predicted model, not a curated record. Gene Ontology annotation, molecular function: methyltransferase activity. Gene Ontology annotation, cellular component: cytoplasm.
UUUUAUUUGCUUUUUGUUGGGUUGAUAAAACUAAAGUGUGAGUGAUUUGGAUGAAGGUUAUGAAAGCAAAUUGGGCUUUUAGUAAUAGAGAAUGCUCUGUUAUUGGGUUCCUUCGCACUUGUGUGAGUCUGAGUAGUGGUAGUAGUCAUCGUUGUUCUGUGUCUUUCCCUCCAAACCGUCGAAUUAGGUGCAUGGACGCCGCCGGCUUAGAUUCCGAUGGCCGUGAAUUCAAGAGCCCCGACGAGAUGUGGACCGAGCAAGCCGGUGACCCCAACAAGAAGACCCUUUGGUACCGUAACGGCGUCUCCUAUUGGGAGGGUGUUGAGGCAUCCAUGGAUGGGGUAUUGGGAGGGUUUGCAAAUGUGAACGAACCUGAUAUCAAAUGCAGUGAGGAGUUUUUGAAGAUUAUUUUGUCUGAACGUUUUCCAGCUGAUGCUAGACACCAACCACUUGUUGCUCUUGAUUGCGGUUCUGGCAUUGGCAGAAUUACAAAAAAUCUGUUAAUAAGACACUUCAAUGAGGUUGAUCUUCUUGAGCCAGUAUCACACUUCUUAGAGGCUGCACGUCAAACUUUGGGCCCCGAAAAUCAUAUGAAUUCAGAUACUCACAAAGCAGUUAAUUUUUAUUGUGUUCCUCUUCAGGAUUUUACACCAGAAUCUGGAAGAUAUGAUGUAAUAUGGAUUCAAUGGUGUAUUGGUCAUCUAACUGAUGAUGAUUUUGUUUCAUUUUUCAAGAGGGCAAAGGUUGGCCUCAAACCAGGUGGAUUGUUCAUCUUGAAGGAGAAUCUUGCUAGAAGUGGAUUUGUGCUGGAUAAUGAAGAUCGAAGCGUUACAAGAUCUGACUUGUACUUCAAGGAACUCUUUUCUCGAUGUGGAUUGCAUGUCUACAAAUCAAAGGAUCAGAGAGGAUUCCCGGAGGAAUUGUUCGCUGUGAAGAUGUAUGCAUUAACCACAGAUGUUCCAAAGAAGGUUAACCGCACCAGAUCUAAGUCACAAGCUAAUAGGCCCAGGAUCAUCAAGUGAUGACUAACUUGUUUGAUAUGAUAUGAUAUCCAUGUUAUACUAUUAUAAUACUCUUAUUAUUAUCUUAGAAUAGGUAUUAGUUUGUUUUUCUAUGCCUGUCAUCAUUUUAACAGUAAGUAAGCUUGUAUAAUUGUAAUGUGAAAUGCAAAUUUUUUGGCAUAUCUAGCAUCUGCUAGCCGAUAGGUCCCGAAGAUUUCUAGUGAGGUGAUUUCCUCUUUUAAGCUACCUAUAAGAUUGUAACAUUUUGCUCGGAACUCCGGUGUGAGUGAUAUCACUCGGUUAUCCUCAUAAGUCAAAAUGAUUAAAUGAGUACCAACGGAAGAAAAGGACUCUCGUGGGGCCCCUUUAAAA